UUGCAAUAGGCUAACCAUACAAACCAAACUGGUUUGAUGUGCAUGUAGUUGAGGUGGUGAGACUAAAGCGCUAAAAGACGCGCAACCUUGGCAAUAUCAGGAUACAUUUGACCACAUCUGCUAACCAUGGCCAGGUCGCAGUGAGCUGUCAAAAUGCCCUUACCCACAGUGCAUUGUUUUUCCUUAGCCUCUUGCAAUCGGAUGGAGCUCAUAGACAGUGAAAAGAGGUAGUCCUACGUCUGCAUCCCUUUCUACCUCCUCUGCCUCCCUCCCCCUCCUCGCUCAGGCGCUGCCUUAUCCACUCGGCUUGUUAUUACACUGAAAUCGUUUUUUUUUUUGCUACAGUACAAGGUUUGCAUGGACAAUGAUGCAAUCAGCUGAGGAUAUGUUAUUAUAAUACGGACGUGUAUGUUAAGAGUGUGCCAUUCAAGACAGCGAUAAUAAGAGUGGUAACGGGAAGUCAAAGGUCCCCACAUUGUACCGCCAGCCCACCUGCUGACCAGGCCACUUACAUGCGUCUCCCUGUGUCAGACUCAAACACCAGAAUGAACUGUGAGCAGGACUUCGGAGAAGGGGGCAUGAAUGUGACCCUCACUCUCAGGCUGCUCAUGCAUGGGAAGGAGGUUGGAAGCAUCAUAGGGAAGAAAGGAGAGACUGUCAAGCGAAUACGGGAAGAGAGCAGUGCCCGCAUCAACAUCUCAGAGGGUUCUUGUCCAGAACGGAUUAUAACCAUCACAGGCCCCACUGAAUGUGUGUUCCGAGCCUUCACCAUGAUCACAGUCAAACUGGAGGAGGACCUUACUGCUCUUGUGGCCAAUGGGACAGUCUCCAGCAAACCUCCAGUCACCUUACGACUGGUUAUUCCUGCCAGCCAGUGUGGCUCACUCAUUGGAAAGGGUGGUUCAAAAAUCAAGGAGAUCAGAGAGAGCACAGGAGCUCAGGUACAGGUAGCUGGAGACCUCCUUCCAAACUCCACUGAGAGAGGUGUCACAAUAUCUGGCACACAGGACGCCAUCAUCCAAUGUGUCAAACUUAUCUGCACUGUAAUAUUGGAGUCCCCCCCAAAAGGAGCUACUAUUCCAUAUAGACCAAGCCCAACACCUGGAGUGCUUCUUGCUGGAAAUCAGGUACACGGAUUUACCCAGGUGUUUGAAAGCUCUGAAUUUGGGUCACAUCCUCUUUUAUCAGUCACGCAAGGGGGUCUGGAUCUACAACAAGCAUACACAUUACAAAACCAAUAUGGCAUUCCACACUCAGAGGUGGCUAAACUGCACCAGUUGUCCAUUCAACAGGGUAUUACCUCCAUGGGCCAGCCUGUCCCUCCAAUUCUGCCUGCAGUAGAGUCCAACUCCCAGUCCACGUCCCAGGAGCUCCUCAUUCCAAAUGACCUUAUUGGGUCCAUCAUUGGCAGACAAGGAACCAAAAUCAAUGAAAUCCGGCAAGUUUCAGGGGCACAGAUCAAGAUUGGUAGCCAGCUGGACAGUACCAGUGAUCGGCACGUCACCAUUACAGGCUCCCCCAUCAGCAUCAACCUGGCCCAAUAUCUCAUCACCUCCUGUUUAGAGACCGCCAAAUCCACCGCCCAGUCCUCUUCCAUGUCGUCCCCUGUUGACCUGAACAUGAGCUUCACCCAGCCCACCUCCCCUGCUUCGUCCUCUACUGCAGCACUGGCAGCGAUGGGUGGUCUGCCCCAUGCUCCAAUCCUGGGUACCCCCUAUGCCUUUCCCCUCUCCAGCCUCCUAGGAAUGAAAUCCGUCCCCCUCCUGGCACUUUCCACCCCCACUGCCACAGCAGCCGCUGCAGCCCCCACGCAUGGGACCCUGGCAUCCUACACCGCUAAAAUAUCCUCAGCCAAUGGGAUCAAGAAGCCAGAAAGACAGAAGUUUGCACCUUACUGAUGUCUACACCUACUCUUACCUUCCUGGUCUUAUCACAUCCACGUUCCUCCUCUUCUCCUGACCCCAGCAGGUGAAGUGUUGGAACCAGGGUGCUUUUCUGUGGCGCUUCCUUACUCUUCAUCUACUGCAGCCAUUGUAGUCAACCUGAGACAAUGCUAUCAGUCCUUAUCUUUACUCUUAUUUCCAAAGGACUGUAAAACAACAGUGGCUAACAUAGACAGAAAUAAUGUUUUCUGGCUAAAAAGCCUCUAAAGCCAUAAAUUGAUCCUUCUAACUUCCCUCGCAACACCUCAGUUUUCCCCAAAUCUACUGUCUCUAUUGAUCUUAUUUAUUGAUAUUAAUGUAUUAUCCCCUUACUAUUUAUGACACUAGUGACUGAUGUGCAACUCUCUAUAUCAGCUUUUUAUGAUUACAGCGCCAUUCCCAUUUAUUGGCACCCCUGGUAAAAAUGUGCAAAAAGAGGUAGUAAAAAUAAUGUUUUGCCGUUUUUAUCUUAGUUUGAACAAUGAGGAAAAAUUCAACCUUGAAUGGAAGCAAAUUCAGUGUGAGAAAAAAUUCUAGUCCUAACGAAAAAAUCCAUAGCAAAAUAAAUAUUUUUAACAAAAUCACACAGGCCACAAUUAUUGGCGCCCCUGUGUUUAAUUCUUUUUAGCCUCCAUUCAAAAUGAAAGUCUUCUCCUAUAACAUUUCAUAGUUGUCAAUUACAAAGCAGGGGAUUUGAGAGCAUUCCUCUUUCCAGAACAUCUCUGGACCAUCCUCUGGUUUUUUUAUGGAGUUCGGGAAACUGAGAUACCUAUGGCAGACACUUGAUUUUGUGUUCAUUUAACCAUUUUUGCAUAGAUCUGAAUAUAUGUUUUGGAUCAUUGGCCUGCUGGAUGAUGCAAUCAUGAUCUAUUCUGUUUGCAUGGAGGUCACUUCUGAUGGGGUUUUUUGCCAGACAUAGUGACCCCUAGAUGCUUAUCUGAAUGUAUAAUACCCAUUUCCUGAGUUACCGACGUCAAUACACUUUUCCCUUAUUUGAAUUGAGUAUCCUCUUGUCUUUCCCAUGUUGAAGAGUGACUAUUCGCCUUAUUCGACGCUACAGGGUACACUUUCCAUCACACCUCAGUCCAGCAGAUGGUGGUAAUGCACUCUAUUUGCAACGUAUACGAAAAAAGAAAAAAGCUCACAGUAAAAGAAGAAGGGUUCACUGGCCUGUCAGAGUAACCUUCUUCUUCAGUGAGUUUGCAAACAGAGUGUAUUACCACCAUCUGCUGGACUGAAGUGUGAUGGGAUGGUGAAGCGUACCCUGUAGUGUCGUUCUGGCCGCCGGGUGAAUAAGGCGAAUGGGGUGUUUAAUCUCUUUGUGACUUAAUUGUUAUACCAUAAAGACUUAAUAGAAUGGAUGAAUGGAGUAUUUUAUCUUGUUCUGUGAGGUUACUAGAGAAGUAACGUCAACUAUGGUCUAUCAAAAAAUGCUCAGAUGUUAUUUUACAAGCCCAUUUACAACCCUAUACUGUAAUUAGGUUGUAAUUGUAAAAAGGCGACAUCUAAUUUUUACUUGCUCUAAUCUAAUAAUUACUUGCCUUGCAGCCAAUGACUACUAACCAUAGCUUUUCUGAAUCUCAACUGAAGUGAAACGUUAUGCUUCAAAACCAGUUUACCAUCGCGAUAGACCCAUACACAUGGAGCUGUGCAUCAUUGAGCCAGAAUCGGAGAAGAAAUGUCCCUCAAACAUUGGAAUUAAAUGUUUCUGUGUGCCUUUGGUACAUUUUCUCUACUGUCACCCAGCCAAGACACAAAGCAUAACCAUACCCCAGACACCAGUGGCGAUUGCUGCUCUUUGGAACAGGGGAAGCUCUGAUAAAACUGGUCAAUUAUUAAAUUAAUAUUAUUAAGGUGCUAUGUUGUUCUUUGAGGGCAAAAAUUAUCCCAAAACCCAGAAUAGGCCAAA
This is a messenger RNA of Alosa alosa (allis shad), 3831 nucleotides long. It is a transcript of the gene pcbp4, whose product is annotated as poly(rC) binding protein 4. The record is from RefSeq and is a predicted model, not a curated record. Gene Ontology annotation, biological process: negative regulation of mRNA splicing, via spliceosome. Gene Ontology annotation, molecular function: mRNA binding. Lineage: Eukaryota; Metazoa; Chordata; Actinopteri; Clupeiformes; Clupeidae. The coding region runs from base 513 to 1898 and encodes 461 amino acids. The transcript has 14 exons. Gene Ontology annotation, cellular component: cytoplasm; nucleus.